Messenger RNA from Penicillium diatomitis, 384 nucleotides. RefSeq lists its product as uncharacterized. The transcript has a single exon. The record is from RefSeq and is a predicted model, not a curated record. Bases 1 to 384 code for a protein of 127 amino acids. NCBI's taxonomy places the organism in Eukaryota, Fungi, Ascomycota, Eurotiomycetes, Eurotiales, Aspergillaceae.
AUGGCCAGCCAGAAGCCUCGUAAGAUGAGCCCUACGAAAUACUUCGACCCGUCUACAGAGGAGAUUGCGGCCUGGUUUGAGACAACGGGCGACGCGUGGGAUUCAGACGAACUGGAUCCCGAACAUGAGCACUCGGUCCUCUUCGCCUCGUCUCACCGUCAAGAGCGGAAGGAAACCGGGGCCACGGCUAAGCAGACACCUCCAAAAAACCCUCAGCCCGCUGGCCCGUCUUCCAGUGGCUCGCAGCGUGGGUCAGGCAGUCAAGCCUCUGUCAAGCCCUACGCUGGUCCGUCGAAGUCGUCGUCUACCUUCACUUCUCGGAAGAAGGCGAAGGUCUCUUCGGAGGGCAGCGAGGGACCACGCCGAGACGAGAAGCGGAAGUGA